AUUUCCUCAGAAUUCUGAUCCCCAGAGAGAAACACCACUCACCAGUCACCACUGCAGAGCAAAGCAAAGAAAAGAAAAUGGAGACUAAACCAACAGAGAUCAGUAGCUCAAAGAUGUUUGGAGGGUACAACAAGAGGUACAAGCAUUUCAGCCCCACUCUGGGCUGUUCCAUGACCUUCUACAUCUACUUCCCUCCUACUCCUUCCUCUUCUUCCAAAUUCCCUGUACUUUACUGGCUCUCUGGCCUUACAUGCACAGAUGAGAACUUUAUAGCCAAGUCAGGAGCUCAACGUGCUGCUUCAAGUGAGGGUGUUGCUUUGAUUGCCCCUGAUACAUCCCCAAGAGGCCUGAAUGUAGAAGGAGAGGCAGACAGCUGGGAUUUUGGUGUAGGUGCUGGAUUUUAUCUGAAUGCUACACAAGAGAAGUGGAAGAACUGGCGUAUGUAUGACUACGUUGUCAAAGAAUUGCCAAAACUUUUAAGUGAAAAUUUCCCACAGCUUGAUACUUCACGGGCAUCUAUAUUUGGUCAUUCUAUGGGUGGGCAUGGUGCUUUAACAAUCUACCUUAAAAACCUUGACAAGUAUAAGUCAGUGUCUGCUUAUUCUCCGAUUGUGAAUCCUAUAAACUGUCCCUGGGGCCAGAAGGCUUUCACAAAUUAUCUAGGCAGCAACAAAGCCGAUUGGGAGGAAUAUGAUGCCACUUUCCUGAUUUCGAAGUUCCAUGAUGUAUCUGCUACCAUUCUGAUCGAUCAGGGGGAUGAUGACAAAUUCUUGCAUGAUCAACUCCUGCCCCACAAGUUUGAAGAGGCAUGCAAGAAUGCUAAUAUUCCACUCCUUCUGAGAUUGCAACCUGGUUACGAUCACUCCUACUAUUUUAUUGCCACCUUCAUUGAUGAUCACAUCCGCCACCAUGCUCAAGCUCUGUCCCUUAAAUGAAGCUUACAGUUUUCGAGAAUCUAGAACUAUAAAAACUGUUGUCCUGGACUAAGGACACUAGAUUCUCAUAAAAACUGUCGGCCUUGACGAUUGUCGCACUUCUGCUUUUAUUUAAGUGGUUUUGAUUUUCCCAUGGAAAUAUUUAGUAUACAUGCACUGGUAAACAUGCUGGUACUUGAGAUAUAUAAUUAUGUGAUAAACAUGGUGUGACUUAUGCCUCUCUGAUAAUAUGAUAUAUAAUUAUGUGAUAAA
Messenger RNA from Quercus robur (English oak), 1187 nucleotides. RefSeq names its product S-formylglutathione hydrolase. Gene Ontology annotation, cellular component: cytosol. The record is from RefSeq and is a predicted model, not a curated record. The coding region runs from base 78 to 935 and encodes 285 amino acids. The transcript is spliced from 7 exons. Lineage: Eukaryota; Viridiplantae; Streptophyta; Magnoliopsida; Fagales; Fagaceae. Gene Ontology annotation, biological process: formaldehyde catabolic process. Gene Ontology annotation, molecular function: S-formylglutathione hydrolase activity.